CCAGGUAGUAUUAAUUUCGAUUUACUUUUAAUGGAAAGAGCGUUUAAUUUGACAAAUACGUAUAACAAAAGAUGCCCGCGUCACGCUAUGUUUCACUGCUAUACACCCAUUGGCAAGUGUAUAAUUAAUUACAGAAAAAAACGAUGGAGUUAUGGAUUUCUUCUUUGUGAUUUCUAAUUGCAGUUCAAAUAGUUUUCAGGAAAUGAUAUACUGACACUAUCUAAUCAUUUAUUUAAUUAAUUUAUUUAUGGUGUUAGUCAUUGGCUGGUUUUAUUUCUAGAUAUAUAAAAAUGUAAUGAAAAAUUAAGAACAACCGCAGAUCGUUGUAUUUCGUUAACUAGCGAGAUAUCAUUCGAGAAAAAAAACCAACAUUUUAUAUGGCACAUAUUAAUAAUAAAGGAAUUAUUAGUUAAUGUAUAAAAGAGUGAUACUAGUAAACAUUUCAAACCUGAAUUACUUUUUAGAUCAUAUAAAUGACAAUAAUUAUAUACAACUAAACGAAAUACAAAUAAAUCUAUUAUAUCAAUUAAAUUGUUGAAUUGAAUUUGUACCAUUUUUAAUUUUCUUUUCAAUACCUGAGUGCAAUAUAUCGUUUAAGUCCAGUAAAGAUAUUCUAGACAGUUUUUUUGUGUCGGAACAUGAAGCGUCACCAUAUUUUUGACACCGGAUUUUAUUUUUACUCAAUUUUUGCUUUGACAAACGGUGAAACUAAUCUAUUGUUUAAACGGAGAGAAAACGCUGAUGGAAAAUUAUGUAUGGAUAUGGACAGCGUGUUUGAUAAAACACAAAUCUACGAUACAUCUGUCUGUUUAUUUGAAUGUGCAAAAGACUCUGGUUGUAAAAGUGUAUUUCAUGCACGGGAUACUGGUAAUUGCACGGGCUGUGCCGCCAGUUUUGAUAUUUCUACUCAACCAUCAGGACAAGAUGAAGGUUUCAGAUACUAUAUGCAACAGCGCUGUACAGAAGGUUGGAAUAACUUAGCAAAUUCAUGUUACUACAUUACAGAACAAAAUAUGAACGCUAGUCAAGGCUUGGAAACGUGUCAAGCAUUAAAUGCUUACCCUGUUACAGUGGACAGUGAAGAAGAGAACAAUUAUCUGAAAGCGUUAAUUAACUCAAAAUAUACUUAUACAGAUGACGUGCGAGCUUUCUUUAUUGGCUUUACAGACAAUGAAACUGAGGAUGCAUGGGCAAAACACGGAACCAAUGACCAAAUGAUAUUCCAGGAUUGGGGAAUUAGUGAGCCAAAUGGAGAAACGAGAGAAAACUGUGUGGCUUUCUAUUUCCCUUCAGACUUGAAAUGGGUAGAUCUCUCAUGUAGCAUUGAGCUAAGAAUGAUUUGCGAGAUGGAGGCAUUGGCUUGAUACAGAGUAAAGAAUAAUUUUAUACUUGGGCAAUCAUUUGACUCCCAACAUACUUUAUUCAUACCCAAUACACAAUGCAGCAUCAGAAAUUGGCGAUGUUUGUCUUGAAUAUUUCAGAUUAUACGUUGCAAUAUUUGUAAGUUGUAAAUAAGCGAUGAUUUAACAUUGCACUUUGAUGUCAUUUUUAAUGUUGAGCAACAAACAAAAACGGGUAUCACGGUCGGAUACAAAUAUGUAUACAUCAUUCUUAGCAGGGGGCAAAACCACCUCACCUAAGAAAUUUAUAGACUCCAGUAA
This is a messenger RNA of Ruditapes philippinarum (Manila clam), 1661 nucleotides long. Its product is annotated as lithostathine-like. NCBI's taxonomy places the organism in Eukaryota, Metazoa, Mollusca, Bivalvia, Venerida, Veneridae. The record is from RefSeq and is a predicted model, not a curated record. Bases 639 to 1364 code for a protein of 241 amino acids. The transcript is spliced from 4 exons.